Molecule: messenger RNA, 3120 nt
Organism: Larimichthys crocea (large yellow croaker)
Lineage: Eukaryota; Metazoa; Chordata; Actinopteri; Sciaenidae
Gene: tespa1
Product: thymocyte expressed, positive selection associated 1
Exons: 12
Coding region: 320-2320 (666 amino acids)
Molecular function (GO): signaling receptor binding
Source: RefSeq, a predicted model, not a curated record
UCCUCCGCUGAUAAAACUGUUGUAUUUCAGAUGAGAUGCAAAGUCACUUCCUACCAAGGCAGCGCAACUGCAACCACGCAUGUAGGCAGGCUGCCGCGAAUCGGAGGACAUUUACCAGAAAGUCGCUCUCAUAAAUUAAUAAUUGGAAGAAAAAAAAAGUAGAGCAGGCUGGAUGCAGUUUGAGAGUUUGCUGAACGGGUUGUAAAUAAGUUUCAGACACAUCAGGCAACAGGAAACGAGACAGAAGAGCGCCAGUGACAGAAGUGAAACCUGCGCCAAUGAAGCUUUGACCACACCAUGUUUCCAGUGAACUGAGGUGAUGGAGAGCCCCGCAUCCACAGUGAGGCGACGAGCCUGGAUCAACAGCAGCCGACAAUGGCUCACUUUGGAGGAACUGGACCCUGAAGGACCGCCGUGCAGCCUCCCCUCUGCCUCUUUAGCUGACGACGAUGUCUUUUCUGAUGGAUGCGUCACAGGAAAGAUUGAGAACUGGCUCCUGGGUUGUGGAUUGGAGGGCCGCUCAGAAAACUCUGAUCAGCUGAGUUUCGAGUCUGCACUGAAAGCCAAACACUUUGACGAUGAGUUGAGUCUUGGUGCUGAUGCUUCUUUGUUAAAUAGUGGAGAAACGACAUCUGAAGUUGGCUUCACACAGCAUCCCAGCUCCAAACAAGGUCACGGCAGACUCACCAGUACCCCUCGUCAGGCACUAUGUCUGCCAUCACUGAACCUGGGCCACAGCAUGGCCUCCAGCUGCCUCUCCUCCUCCACCUGUAAAACUACAUCAAGUGUAUCAGAUGUACUGAAGUUGUGUUCGGAGGAUGCAGAGGAAACGCUGUACGAGCUGGGUUUCGGCUGUGAUGAGCCACAGGUCACUGUUCGAAUCCCUCCUCGCUUCUUCACAUUCCCCUCUCUGGCUCAGGGCAUUAACUUCCGCCUCUUCCUGGACUCACAGUUACGGCGGAUACGAGAGGAAGACCCGAGCCUCUCUCUAGCUAGUCGUUUCAGACAAGUGCAAGUGCUCACAGCAAUGGCCAAUGCUUUCUACUCCCUCUACUCUCACGUGUCACGCACUCCUCUGCAGAAACUGGAAGCACCAGAGUUUACCUUCUCCUCGUCUCCCGUGGAGAGGAUCGAGCGCUUCAGGAGCAGCGUCCGCAGCGAGCCACGUUCUCCAGUCGAGAGGCUGAAGGACACCGUCUCAAAGAUGUGUCUCUACACCGGCUCUCCUCGUGGGUCAGACUCCACUUCUCCACAGACCUCCCCAAAAAAAAGGUCCAGCCUCCCGGAUGUUGUGGGUAUAGUUCUGGAGAAGACCAAGACUGGGGUGACCAAGAAACUGGAUAUGGGGGGAUUUAAUAGGAGUAAUUCAGCUGUGGAUAUUACGCUAGUCACAGAUGGUGAUCAGCCCUGUGACAGCGGGAAAACCGAGCAAACACAGCAGACUGUGGCGGACACAGACCCUCAUGAAAAUGUCAAUAAAAUCUGUCAUAACGAGAUACAGGGCGUUACACAAACAGAUAAUGGUGAUGCAGAUAAACCAGAAGACCUUGACAGCAGGACUCACAGUGUAAGAACAUCUCUAGUGUCAUCAUUAUCAGGAGAAACUGUGAUAGAAACUGCUCAUCAGAAAACUUCUUGUCAGCCGGAACUCGAUUUGUGUUCAACUCAGAGUGACACAAGGACCGCUAAUCUGAAACCUGUUGCCAAGGUUACAUUUGAUACAAUCUGCCCACAGAUAGUCGAGAGCGCACACCAAGAGCUUUUCUGCACACGUAGUGCAAAAACAAACCCUCCUAUCUCCUCUGAGACAGAAUGCAUAGAUAGAUCAUGUCCUGAAUCACAUAUACAAACUGCUGCCUCUGAGCCUGACUCACACACUGGUGUAUCCAGACCACCUCCUGUCAUGGCCUCUGAUGACUGCGUCACCCAGUGUUGCAUCACUGUGACUGUGGGCGACGACAUCUCUUCCUCUUCCUUGAACGCACCAGAUUCCAGUCUUCCGACUUCAGCUGUCCCAUCUAUCCAGACAUGUAAGGAGUCAUUCAACCAGGGGAAGAGCCAGUACCUGAAUCCACUGACGCAUCAGGGUCUGGGGUCUGUCUCCAAUAACCUGCAACAGGUUAACUCCUUUGAGCUGGAAGAGGUACAUAGUGCAGGAGAGGAAGAUUUUGGACAAUCAGAAACUACAAGAACGACCUCCCUGUUGUCCAAAAAACAUCAAUACAAAGGUGAAGUUGUCCGGGGUGACAGCAUGCAGUCAGACAGCAGCGGCUACGCAGACGAAGAAUUCAGCCUCUCAUCAUAUGCACAUAGCAGAUGACAGCCAAGAGCUUCAUGUAAUGAAAAGAUUAAGAUAAGUCGUGGAUUUGAUCACAUGUCAACUUUUUUUCCCACCCAAGGAAAGUGGAAAGAGUAUUAUAUUUCUCCUUAUCACUCAUACUGAAUACAGAUUAUUUAAUAUCAGUACACUGUUGAAAGGGCUUGCUGGAAUACCGCGUGGACCAUUCUUUCAAUUUCAACUGCAAUUCAGCAGGGAAGUCAUUAUGACAACAGUUAAGUUUACAAAAAGGUUUUUAUUGGAAACGUCAAUUUCACAUGGAACUCACAUUUUCUACAGCCACAACAAAGAAGUCUUUAAUUGUAUCGAUGUCAGCAUUGACGUCAGUCGUGUCAGCACCUAAAAUUUGCUAAAAACCAGCAGCUAAGUUACUUAAUUGAGUGAUCACAAAAGAAAUAUGCAGAUCUGACCUUUUCAGAGGAUGAGGUUGCAUUAAACAUGAUGUACUGUGUACCAGAGGGAAUAGACGUACAGUACAUUACAGAAACUCGGUCAGUCUGCAUUGUGCAAAGAAAAUAAUCUUUAGUUUCCUAUUUUCAAUACUUACUUCAGAUGUGUGCAAGGCGGUAUUAACCGAUAUGCAAAUACAGGAAAGUAUGUGGUAAUGAAUCUGUAUACAAGACACAAGUUUUGUCUAGUUUUUGUCAUUUUUUUAAAUGUCUGUUGUUGCUUAUGUUUUAUUCUUUAUUCUUUUGACUUGUUAUGGUUUUAGUUUUAACAAUUUUACUCCUGUGAAGCACUUUGUUACUAAAUAAACUUUACUCACAAGUAUUUGGAGAAUA